Messenger RNA from Tupaia belangeri chinensis (Chinese tree shrew), 2226 nucleotides. It is a transcript of the gene CCDC138, whose product is annotated as coiled-coil domain containing 138. Lineage: Eukaryota; Metazoa; Chordata; Mammalia; Scandentia; Tupaiidae. The record is from RefSeq and is a predicted model, not a curated record.
UAUGAUUUUUCAACUUUUGAUCAGGCUAACUAUAAGAGGAGAUCUCUAACCUCCCCAGAUGAUUUAGAUACCUACUCAUCCGGAGAUAAAGUUGGUCCAUCAUUAAGAUGUUACUCUGAUGAAAGAAAACAUUGUACAACACCUUUCAGAAGUUCGUUCAAGCACUUAAAUGUGAAUUGCCUAGAUGAUGAACUGGAUUUUUUUCAUGAUCCGAAGAAACGGGAAACAGAAGACUUAAUUGAGAAUGAUCGUAGAGUUAGUACAUCCAAAGUAAACAAGCAGUCUUUUAAAGAAACAGAAAAAGUUGCCCUGCCAAAUACUGUGACCUCACUUAAACCUCGGACAGAGUAUUGUAAUGACGCAGCUGGCUCUCCUCUGAGGCCCGCCAGCUCUUCAAAGUCUAAAGCAUUAAAGAGGCAGAGCUUACUUCCUCAUCAGAUCAAUCAGAUAUACGAUGAAUUAUUUCAAAUACAUCUGAAACUGCAGUGUGAAACUGCAGCGCAACAGAAAUUUGCUGAGGAACUUCAAAAGCGAGAACGUUUUUUAGUUGAAAGAGAACAACUGCUUUUCAGACAUGAAAAUGCCUUGAGUAAAAUUAAAGGUGUUGAAGAUGAGGUUCUUACAAGAUUUCAGAUUAUAAAGGAGCAACAUGAUGCGGAAGUUGAACACUUAACUGAAGUUCUUAAGGAAAAGAAUAAAGAGAGCAAGAGACUGAAGUCCUCUUUUGAUUCAUUGAAAGAACUGAAUGAUAACUUAAAAAAACAGUUAAAUGAAGUAAGUGAAGAAAAUAGAAAAAUGGAGAUUCAGGCUAAAAGAGUUCAAGCUCGUUUAGAUAAUUUACAGAGGAAAUAUGAGUUUAUGACAAUACAGAGACUGAAAGGAAAUUCUCAUGCAGCUCAUGAAAUGAAAAGUUUAAAACAAGAAAAAGUACCUGUUUCAAAAACUUACAAGGCUCCUUUUAACGGACAAGUUUAUGAGCUCUUAACUAUCUUCAUGGAAUGGAUUUCAGAUCAUCACCUUAGCAAAGUGAGACAUGAAGAAUAUGGAAUAGAUGGUGAAAAACCACUGAACAAAUCUGCUUCUCAGAGAAGUGAUAUUCAGGAGAAAUGUGUAAAGCUUUUACCGGUAAUGACAGAGCAGCUACAGUGGAUGCCAUUCGUGAAUGCCAAAUUUCAUGAACCUUUUAUAAAAUUUAUAUAUUGGUGCAUAAGGCAGCUAGACGGUGGAACACAGCAUUCCACUAUGACAUCAACAUUGAGAAGGCUGGGUGAAGACGUGUUUAAAGGAGUGGUAACUAAAGGAGUUCAAGACGAUUCUUCAGAACACUCUGUGGAGAGUAAACCAAAGACAGCCACUUUCUUUAAGAGCUCCAAUUUGCCAUUGAGAUUUCUAUCAACUUUAAUUGUUCUCAAAACAGUCACUCAAGCUGAUUACCUGGCUCAGGCAUUUGAUUCUCUUUGUUUGGACUUGAAGACUGAUGAAGGAAAAGCCUUGUUUUUGGAGUAUCGAGCUGUUCCGGUGAUACUGGGUCAUCUAAGGAUAUCCAGUAAAGGACUCCUGUCCAAUGUCAUUGAUAGUUUGCUUCAGAUGACAGUGGAAUCUAAAUCCUUGCAACCUUUCUUGGAAGCCUGCAGCAACUCCUUAUUCUUUCGCACUUGUUCGGUGCUGCUUCGAACCCCUAAACUUGAUCUUCAAAUACUGGAAAAGCUCAGUAUUAUUCUACAGAAACUUUCCAAAAUCAAGAGUAAUAAGAAGCUCUUCGAACUUUUUACAAUUCACCUGAUGCUUCAAGAAAUACAGAGGACCACACACCCAGAGCACGCCUUUCUCUGUAUAAACCUGAAUUCUACUCUGUUCAAUUUGGGUUUGACAAAAUGCAACUCCUCGGUCUCCAGUGGCACGCGUUAGACUGACUUAUUUAUUACUAUUUUAUGUGUUACUAAUUGGUAAAAAUCACCAAAGUAACUAAAAUUCUACCAAGUAAAGUAAUCAGUAGAAUCAUUUAUCAUGAAAGAUAUAUAGAAAGAUUUUUUUUCAACUUUUUAAGUGAAACUUGUAGAAGUUAUCGAAUUUUUUUAAUGUUUCAGUUCAACUAAGGUGACUGUAAUGUACAAGAAGGCAUUUCCAGAACUUAUGACAUUGGGGCUACUUUUUGUAAAAAUACUUUAGGAAAAUUGCUUCUUAAAAUUAUGUGACUAUUUGGAAUAAAAUUGGUGCUGAUGUGGG